Liolophura sinensis is the source of this 9393-nucleotide messenger RNA. Its product is annotated as nuclear receptor corepressor 1-like. The record is from RefSeq and is a predicted model, not a curated record. The transcript is spliced from 29 exons. Bases 24 to 8579 code for a protein of 2851 amino acids. Gene Ontology annotation, cellular component: chromatin. Lineage: Eukaryota; Metazoa; Mollusca; Polyplacophora; Chitonida; Chitonidae. Gene Ontology annotation, biological process: regulation of transcription by RNA polymerase II.
CGGAAUAAAAUUUUGGAGGAAGUAUGUCAAACCGACCACCAAAUGAAAGAGCCCCCACCAGCACCCCUGGAGAUGUGAGUUCCCCCUACAAGCGGCCUCACUCCUCCACCAGCCCCUCCAAUGCGGGGCUGGCAAGGGCAGGGGUGUACUCCUACCCUCACGACCCCUCGAGCAGGUAUGGGAUGAGCCACCCCCAGACAGCUGCCUAUGGAGUCUACAGGGAGCAGUACCAGGCUGAACAGAGGCGGGACUAUCGUGACCAUUAUCGUGAUGGGGAUUAUGGUCAGAUCCGGCGACGUCCCACACUGCUGCAGCCCUCACAUAUGGAGCAUGACAGGGGAGGCGACCAGUAUGGCUACCACGACAUGGGCUCGGCCCAUGGUCACCUGGACUCCGCCCCUCACUUGCCCAAACGAGCGCGUGUGGACAGGCCUGACCUGUCACAGCCGCUAAGGAUUGACAUCAGAGAACCGGAGAUAAAAAGGGAGCCAGCAUACAACCCCCAGGUAGAAGCAAUAUCUCCAACACUCCCUUCAGAGGAGACAAGCUCGAGUCGAGAAAACAUACUCCAGUCUAUCUCCAAGGUGGACAGGGAAAUUGCCAAAGUUGACGAUAAAAUCCGAAAGCUCAGGACAAAGCAGCGCGAGUUGGAAGAAGCUGCGGUUAAGCCCCCAGAAGAGAAACCAGCCAGUCCCAAGCCACCUGUGCCAGACUCCAAACUCCAGAGCAUACCACAGAUUAUAUAUGCUGAGAAUAGGAAAAAAGCUGAUGAUGCUCACAACUUGCUCUCCAAGCUGGGCCAAAGUAUAGAACUGCCACUGUAUAACCAGCCUUCAGACACUAUAGUGUACCAUGAAAACAAGAGGAAGUACCUUUUAUUUAAGCGGAGAUUGGUUCUACAUUUUAAGAGAAAACACCAUGCCAGAAAAAUCAGAGAUCGCUAUCUCACCCAGCGCUAUGACCAGCUCAUGCAAGUCUGGAUCAAGAAAACAGAGAAGAUUGAAAAUGGGGCAAAGAGGAAAGCCAAAGACACCAGAAUGCGUGAAUUUUAUGAGAAAAUUUUCCCAGAGAUUAAGAAGAAUCGCGAAGAUAAGGAAAGAUAUCCGAGGUUCAAUGUGCCCAAUCGGAUUGGCUCUCGCAGCAGCAUUGCUGGUUACGCUCGCAGUGAGGCCGAGGUAGAGCAGAUUAUGGACGGAUUACAUGAACAGGAGGAGGAGGACAAGAAAAUGCGGAGCUACGCGGUUAUCCCACCAAUGAUGAUGGAUGCUCGGCAACGAGCUUUGCGCUUCAUCAACUACAACGGACUAAUCGAAGAUCCCAUGCAGGACUUUGAAGAAGCCAAACAUUAUAAUAUAUGGACAGUGUCCGAAAAGCAGAUUUUCAGGGAAAAGUAUCUCCAGCAGCCUAAAAACUUUGCAUUGAUAGCGUCAUGUUUAGAAAGAAAGAGUGUGGCUGACUGUGUCCAGUUUUACUACCUGACCAAGAAAAAGGAGAAUUACAUGUACAAACAGAUGUUGCGCAAGCAAAGCGUGAAGAAAAGACGACAGCUUCAGAAACAGAUGAGAGCUCAGGAAGAACAUAAAGAGAAUGUCUCCUCUCAGAUGGAGGACUCCAGUACACAUAUCCGGGUAAAAGAAGAGGAGGUGUCAUCGGAUGAAAAUGAAUUAUCUAUAGCUACAGGUAAUGACGGAGAAGGAGGGGUUCACCAUUGUGCUGUGUGUAAGGUUCAGUUAGAGCAUUAUGGGAUGAGUCGACCUCUGACCCGCAGCAACUGCGAGCUGUAUGGACUCAACGAGGCAGACCUUAAGCCAGAGAUGCGGGUGUGCAGCAGCUGUCGGUGUCGAUCAGUCAGGCGUAGAUAUACACACUGUCCAAUCGUCACUUGUAAAACUCCUAAGAGAAAGGUGAAGAGGUUACGACCUUUACCAGCGAAAUGGGCGGAGCUUCCAAAGGAACUGAAGGAUUCCAUUGUCAAGGAGAUGCAGAUCACAGAUGACAUCACCAAGUGUUGUUCAGCCUGUUUUAAUCGGAUUGCACGUCGUCUAGGCACCAAUCCCCAGACCAAUGAGCCCCUCGUCCCUCUGGUGCCAGAAAACAAUGAAGAAGUUGUAGAGACCUCCCGCUGGACUGAAGAUGAGAUGGACAUAGCUAAACAGGGUUUACGUGACUACGGUCGAGAUUGGGCAGCCAUCUCUAACAUGGUCGGAACUAAAACUGAGGCACAGUGUAAAAACUUUUAUUUUAAUUACAAACGAAAAUUUAACUUGGAAGCCAUUGUGCAGGAAUACAAGAAAAACAAGCAAAGUGAAGAAAGUUCACGUACAGUAUCAAUAUCGGAGAGCAUCGCAUCUACGGUCACUGCUCCCUCAGAAGAAGAUGUCUCCUCCAGCGAUGAAGACAAUGGAGACGAUGACUCCGAUACGGCCAGUGCACCCUCUCCAGCCAACCAGGAGCCACCAUCUGAUGUAGCUGAUGAGAAGAUCGCUGUGAAGGUGGAGUUACCAGGUCAGAGUUCAGAACAAGGGGAGGGCAAUCUGUCUGCAUCAGGUGGCCCACAGCUCAACCUGGCGUCCAACAAACCUCUGAGCGCAUCACAGGGGAGCCUGCGCAGCAUCCCGGACAACGACAGCAGUGCGACAAUGAGUGCUGAUGAGGGUCCACAUUCUCAUGGGGACGGCAUCCCACAGCCCCCUUCCUCUGUACCCACUUCCCAUACCUCCUCAGCUCCUGGCCACCUCGAUGUUAAGGUCUCCCAAGCGUCAUACUACAACGGCUCUCGUCCCUUGAGCAGGGACCAGAUUAUGCCACGCCCCUCUAGCGUGGACCACGGAAGCUCUAGCACUCCUCACCCUCUGCCAUCCCGACCCCCCUCCCAGCCCCCACCCCAUGCUGUUCAUCACCCCAAUACCUCCCAACCUGGGCCAGGGGAAGUAGGGCUGACAGGCAGUGGUAUGCCUUACCCCGCAGAUUACGGACAAAUCAAGGGAGGUCACCCACCUUACCUGUUCAUGCAGACAACACGACCUCGGAGCCCAUACCCGGACAACUCUGGCAGCGAGCAGAAGAGAGGCUCUGCCUGUGUGAGAGACUUAAUUCACAAGGCGAUUGAAACCAACUUGAGGAGUGAUGUGACUGAGAAUAAGAAUAGCAGAUCAUCGGGCAUGGAGUCUGGUUACCCACCCCAUCAGCCAGGCCUCGCAACCACCACCCAUGCUCCUCAAGACCUUCGCCUGGACAAACGAGAGCAAGGGCAUCACUCUGGAGCACCCCAAUACAUGGGUGCACGACCCCCGGAGCGAGAGAUGCCCAUGGGCAGGGACUAUAAAGUCCAGGACCUGUCACAGCGGGGGCUUGACCGCUCCAUACAUGGUUACAAGGGUGAUCCCAGGGACUUUGAGAGCCCCGGCCAGCAAAAGGUGUACCAUCACGCAGAGGACCCACGCAAAACCAUGGGUUUACCUCCCCCUGCCCACUCCCACCAUCCUCACCCAGGUCAGAUGCAUGAUGCCCAUCAGGGGUCAUCAGGGUCAGCCAUGAAGAUGGGCCGUGUGGGUCAAGGUGGUUCUGACUCGCGCGUGAAAUCCCCGGUAGUGCCCCCUCCGCACCCGGACUUUCGGGGACGCCCGGGGCCUCCGCCACCGCUCAUCAACUCCCGGCUACCUCACAAGCUCGCCAAAUCUCCACCGGUCAGCGGCCCCCACCCACAGGCCGGCUCAAUCACCCAGGGCACACCAGUUAGUCUGCCAUCCUCCAACAGUUCGCAGGGUCCACCAGUACCCAGUCAUAGGCAGCCCACCCCGCCCCAGAACCGCAUGGAGGGAUCCAUCACUCGUGGCACACCUGUCCCCCGAGAGGGUGUCCAGCCUGGAGCAGGGCGUGGUGUUCCGCAUGGACAGGACCCCCGCAUGUAUGAACCCCAGGGGGUUGCCCGCGGCAACAUAAUUUACGAGAGUGCGGCUAUACGGCCAGGCAUGCCAACACAGGUUGUGUAUGAGCAGGUGUACAAGCCCCCUGGGGCAACAGGGCACUACUACCCUCAGAUGCCCUACCCGUACGCUGAGCAGAGUGGGUACAGCACUCGUGCCACCAUCAUUAAUGACUUCCUCACUGCCCAGCAGAUGCACCAAGCUGAUCGUCAACGUAGUCGCCAGACCGCACCUGAAAAGGAAGGGCGAUCCUCCCCCAGAGGGCGAGAGAUGUCACCCCGCUAUCAGGCCAUGAUUGACCCUCGAAUGCCUCAUGCUGGAAUGGUCCACUAUGGAGUACAAGCGCCCCAAGGUGGCAUUAUGUACCUUCAGCACCCGGCUCAAGUAGGGGGGCCGGGAUCAGAGCGAGGGGCGCAAAGAUCUUCUCCUAUGCCUCCAGGAGGCGCCCCAUCCCCUCGAGAGGACAAAGGUAACUUGCAGCCCUUAGCCGCUCCAUGGCCAACAGGGAAUCCAUCCCAUUCUCAAAUCAGUCCCCAUCACAGCCCAGCCAUGCCCAUGGACCAGGGCCACCCCCACUACAGCACGCAGCAGGGCAGGCCCAGCAUUACCCUGGGGACAGGCCGACCCAGCCCUAAGGGCGACCCCCAAGGCCAUCCUAAGCCAGACCACCACCUGUCCCCUGUCCCAGAUAGUACCACCAUGCAGACCAAGAUGGUGAAUCAAGGGGGAAAAGAGGGCCUGGAGGCUUUGGUCAACGCAGCUGCAAACGCCAACUCGCUGGCUGUCCCCGGAGACAUGGGUCAUGGGGCACGAAUAUCCCCAGGGCCUCGUAUAAGCCAAGCAGAGGCUGAGCGUCGCCACCACCAUUGGCACCAGGAGCGUGUUAAGUAUGAGCAGCGAGACCAGGAACGCUCACGCAUAGAGAUGGAACGGCGCAUGGCUGACCAGUAUGCCAACAGGCAAGGAGAGUACCGACAGAGGAUGUAUGAAGGGAAGCAUCCAAACCACGGUGAGUCACAGUACCAGGACCGACCCAGGCCCAGCCAGGGGUUUGAUCCCAGGAUGCAGAUGUCUACAGCAGAGAGUCGCGCCCACGGCACCAGCAACUGGGUGAUGGACCAAGAGAGACUGCGUGUCAUGCCCAAUUCUCCCAGGACAAACGAAGGACAGUACGGGGAGCGCCCCAAGGCUAAGACCCCAGAGAAUAAUUUUCGCACAGAUCGGGAGUAUGUGAAACAGUUCACUCCAUCCUCAACAGAGCAGACCAGUGACAGGCACAGCCAAGGUGCUGCUGCCAUUUUGUCAUCGGCCUUUGAGAAGGAUCCACCGCCAGGCACGCAGAUGCUGUCUUAUGACCCCAAGCAGAAGGCAGUGACUGCAGCAACACUCAUCGACGUCAUCAUACAGAAUCAGAUCAACAAGUCCAUGGAGAAAGAAUCGGAGCCAUCGGAUCACUGCAACAGUCGUGUGGCCACAGUGAGUUCCUCUGCCGAUCACAGGAUAGCCAGCCCUAACCCCGUUGUCAGCACCAGCAUGAGCAGCGGAUCAGGAGAGGCACACGCAAGCCAAACCCAACCACACCGUGGUCGCAAGGUCAUCUGCUCCAAGUACACAGAGGAAACAGCUUCUAAGGGCAGCAUUAAUAUCAGCGGUGGUGGCAGCAGCGGAAUGCACAAGAUGGAGUCGGAUUCCACAGCAGCUGUGGUCCCUCUUGGAUCCGUAGGUCAAUCUCCAGGCCCCCAAGGUCAUCCUGGGCCUCCACCACCCACCAUCAUUAAGGAGCACCUCAAAGACACAGGCAGCCCGGAGUCUGACAACAGCAACAUCUCUGUGUCGUCUCAGGCAAGCAUCAACGCGCGCACCAUUACCUUGGGGGAACACAUUGAUGCCAUUAUUACUGAGGACUACAGCAAAAAGCGCCUGGGACUUAAUUGCUCUCUUCUCAGUCAGCUCAAUGCCACUAAUGGUGCCAAGGCCAGUGCUGCCGCAGCAGCUGCUGCAGCGGCCGCCGCGGCCGCAAUGGCCACCUCAUCAUCAUCUCUGACUGUGCCGGAGACGUCUAGUUUGUGUCACAGCACCUCACCCCCCAUGGGUCAGCCUCAUUCCCAUGAGCAGUUCACUGGGGGUCGUGUCUUGGAUUCCUCGCGUCCCCGCAGCUACUCCACGGGAGCCCAGUCCACCCCCGCUGCUCCCUCAUACAACAACUGGAAGCUGAAGAGAGCCCUUUUACAGGACACAGACAACCAGCUUCCGGUCAUGUCCUCGCUGGUAACAGAAAGUGGACAGAUGCCCUCGGCUACCCAGGACAGCCGGGACGCGCCCAAGUCCUCCACCCACGACAACAGUCUGGAGCCCAGCGAGCGGGCCUGGGCUCCCCCGGACCAGAGCAAGUCCCCUCACGUAGGCACGAUGAAUAUUGAACCGAUAUCGCCUUCAGGGUGCAGCACUAACAGCGAGGCCCAGGCUGCUAAGAUCUCUCCACCACGAUCCCCUAGGACACGCCUAUCCCAGCACUCCAGCCUGGCCGCGUCACACCAGCAAAUCUCCUCUCUUCUGUCAACCCGCUCUCGACCAGGAUUCCAGGCAGACAGCAGCGGAGGUCACGCCCCCUCCUCCCCAGCUGAUGUCAGCUCGGCCAAUGAGGCCUCAGCCCAGGUGAAGCCUAUGACACCACUUGACCUCAUCCAUAGUAAGAUCGCAGAGGGACUUCGGGACACACCCAGUGGGGAGUGGGAUGUGGGCAGAGGGCACGGCGCGAAUCGUGCACAAGGGGAGCACGACCAGACCAAAGGGAUAGGGGAGCAGGAUGGGGGACGUGUGCCAGGUGAGCGUGAUGUUGUGAGUUCACAUGGGGACAGGGAGCUGGCCAGGGUACACACAACUGGCAGGGAUUCUCCUAGAGUGGCACACAGCGGGAGAGACUCGCCUCGGGUAAUCACUGGUCGAGAUUCACCCCGGGUACACGGUGAGCGGGAGAGGGAAUCGAGAAUGCAUAGCGGUGGACGGGACUCGCCCAGAAUGCUCACCGGCAGGGACUCUCCAAGGGUGCAUGGUGUUCAGGAAGCAGGAAGAGGGCAUGGGGAGUUAGAGGCCAGGGGACAUCACCCAGGGAGAGACUCGCCUCGUCCACCCACAGACAAGGUUCUGAUUUCUGGUCACAGCGAGAAAGAUCCAGCAAGACUCCACAGUCUGAUUAAGUCCCACAACGAGAGGGACGUUGCAGGGACAGAUGUUACAGAAAGAGACACACCGAAAGUUAGUGUUAGCAGUGGUGAGCAAGUCCAUAAUCCCUCAUCUCACGGGACUGCUGACGGCAAACUUCCUGGCAAGGGAGGAAUGACUGAUGCCUCCAGGUCUCAGUUUGAGCCAGGUUUGAGUGGAGCCUUGCCAACUCAAAGUUCUUCGUCUCCUAAGCCAGCUGGAGGCAGCGAGGUGCUCCCAGCAUCUUCUAGUUCCACGCAACCUGUGACGGAACCAGAUCAGGAUGAGGCUGGUAGUUGGAAGACAAGCCCCUCUACCAUGAGACGCAUGUCCCCUGCCUCCACAAUGCCCAUGGGGGAUCAGCCAGAAUCCAGCACGGGAGGGGUGGCAUCUGCCCAGUCCUCCACCCACAGCCUGUCAGCUGCCCAGCCCAGCACCACCAUGGGAGGGGGCCCAAUGAAGAAGCGCCUCAUCUCCCAGAAGAAAACAUCUGUGGUCUCGUCCAACAUCCGUCCUCCCGUCUCAGGCGGAUUGGAAGUACGCAAAGCGUCCCCGACAAGCUCAACCAAGAAAGGUCCUCGUUCAGAGUAUGACUUCCCCGACAGUCCCGAGGAUGAGCCUGUGAAGAAACCACCAAGCAGCUACAUGGCGCUGUCUAGCACCACACGCAGCCCGCGCAGAAAUGUUGUGGACAGCUCAGACAGUCGAGGAGCGGUGCAGAAAGCUCCGACAUCGCUCAAUAUGGUGGAGAGUUCUGAUGACUCUCAGCCACAGGGGUCUGGGGACGGCGAUAAUCGUGUGACCUCGCUGAGCAAGGAUGACAUGCAGGGAAGCGAGUAUGGGGAGACAAGUCGUGGAGCACAUCUAGUGCACAAAGUGGUGAACGUGGCCGAGAGUUCGUCUGGUGAUGCUGCACCUCCAGGUGACGCCAGUGGCAGGCCCAGCUCUUCUGUCCAAGCCGCUAAGGAGCGAGACCUGGAUGACAGUUCAAACAUGUCCAUCGAUUCUACCCACUCAGACAGAAUGGUCAUCGAUGAGUCAGACAAGAUCGACAGCUCUACAAGCUCCACAGUUACUUCCCCUGUGACCAGCCGAUCAUCCAGAGCCAGAACAGCUGACCAGGAUUCAGUGUCACCUGAUAGUGCAGAAACUGUGUCGCAGAGCAAGAGCUCUGACGCCGGCUUGGUCUCUACAUCUCAACGUCCCCGCACCUCACGAACACUUGACCCUUCUUUUGGAGUGUCAGAGAUCAGCACCAGUAGCCACGCCCAGUCGAGCUCGGACAUCCAGCGGUCGCCUUUCUCCUCCCGCCCCUCCUCACACCCGUCGAGCAGUGCGGGGUUUGGCCCUGGACAACCAGCUGUAUCCAGUCACACCUUCACAUCCCGUGACCCAGAACCUGCCCCACUGCUCUCCUCACAGUAUGAAACACUCUCAGAUGAUGACGAUUGAGUUCCUGGGUCACAAGGGGAGACAACUCACAGGGUUGACCAAGGUAACAGUAGAGUGGAGAAUUGGAGAAUGGAGACAUUUAAGAACAAACAUUUUCUUAAAAGAAGUGGUCAUUUUUUUGAACCCUCUACAAUGGUGGUGACUUUUUAGAACCAGUUGCCCAUGUUACGAAUGGAAAGAAUAAUCAAGUUAAUUUAUUUGGGUCACUAAGGCAUGUGAGAAAAUGCCAUACAACCUGUGCCAUGCCACUGGCAUGGAUCAGACUUCAAAGCCACAAACAUCCAUACAACCCUUUCCGUGCCACUGCCCUGGAUCAGAUUUUCAAACCUGAAACAGUAAGUUUUCUCGAGGCGGGAGUGUAUGUCCAAUGUGUGGCUGGAUAGAAAAUGCCAGCAUCAAGAAAAUUCUUCAAAAUAAAAAUAAAAUAUUAAAAAAAAAUCACCACCAAAGCUCGAACCAUUUGUGGCAAUGUAUCAGUCUACAACAACUAGAACAGUCUCUUGUCAGGUGGCAGGUUUGAACUCUCUCCAUUGAAAUAACGUCGGCUAAUUAUGUACCAAUUUUGUGUCGAUCCAGAACAUGACUGCCUUGCCAUGUGACAUUGCUUUUGUUGUACCGCUCUGUAGAUUGCAUCGCUAACAACCUUGAUGUGCGUGCAUAUGUGUAUGGAACAUCAGACAAACCAACCGUCUUUCCACAGUAAAGGUUUAUUCUGCUGUUCUUCAUGGAACACGUUUCAUUUGGUCGACUCGGCAUUAGUGAUGCUUCGUUAUGUCUUAUUAUAUUUAUGUCUGGGGACUGUACAUGUAAUAUG